Molecule: messenger RNA, 1287 nt
Organism: Durusdinium trenchii
Lineage: Eukaryota; Dinophyceae; Suessiales; Symbiodiniaceae
Source: the annotation of a GenBank genome assembly
AUGGCCACCUUGAUUCUGGACAGCGAUGAGGAAGAGGAUGUGGUCAUUCUCUCGGAACUCCCAGCGCCGAAACCAACGAAGCUGGCCCCAUACCAUGCUACCUUGGGCAAGUGUGAGAGUCGAAGUCGAAUUGCCGGAUUAAGGUUGAAGAAGCAGAAGCAAUCUGAAGCUGAAAAGGCGAAAGAAUUGGCCGUGAAGGCGAAGGCUGCGAUGGAGACCUUGUCCGAGGGUUGGUGCGGUGUCCCGGUGUCCGGGAAGGCGCCCCCGGCGAAGCCAAAGCCGCCGACCAAGAAGGCCAGGUCGACCGCAGCGGCCGGCGCUCCCAGCGAAACGGCGGCCGUGGUGAGGGAGCUUUGCUAUCGUGUUCGGACGGCCGGAGACUAUCCAGCGGCCCUUUGCGCGGAAUGCCGACGUCCACUGGAUGCGCAGGGGCGCGAUGUGGCGGUGGUGGAAGUGGAACGACCCUGGCGGCGUCAGCUCUGGGCCCCGGCGGGGCUGAUCCAGCGGCCCAUGGAAGUAAGGACCAGCACUGAGACCCAUGGCGUCCUUCGUUCCAUUGGCCUCGCCCCGCGUGCCCGACCCGCUCGGCCGUUGCGACCGGCCGCGGACGGCGAGCGUGUGGCCCGUGGCGCCUCUGCCCGGCAGAUGGCCGUGGCUGCCGCCCUCCGCGCGGUGCGCCGCGCAGCCGACGACGCGGCGGGCAUCCGCCGCCCGCGGCGUGUGGCGGCGACGGCGACGGCCAAGUCGUCAGCUCUGCUGGAGGCGCUGCUGGAGGUGCUACCGCCGGCGCAGCAUGCGCAUCGGGAAGACAUCCCCAAGGGAGAGUACUGCGCGAUUUGCCACGGGAAGCUCUUCAAGAGGUCUCGAAAGAUACGGUCCUUGCCAUGUGGUCACACGUUUCACGACUCCUGCAUCCUCCCAUGGCUGUCGAAGAGGGCGACUUGCCCGUUGGACCGCAGUGACUUCAGUGAUCUGCUGAAAGAAAAGUGAGCGACCAUGUACCAACGAAGGGUGGGACCCUGUGUGAACGACUGGUGGGACCCUGGUCCAGGGAUGACCCUGAUCCUUCAGAACCAAAGACUUGAUGGCGCGCACCUCUAGAACUGGGAAAUCAGUUCGCUUACUCAGUGACACAAGAUGGGGUCAGAAGCGGUUUUGGCCCAAACUAUGGACAUGCAGAGUCGUUUUUGCCCGGGUAGGCAGUCAUUUGAACAGCUGUGUCAAGCAGCUUGGUGUCUUCGUUUACGGCAGCUAGCACAACAGCUGUUUGUGCUUGAGACUUAGAGC